CUUCACUUUCUUUUCUUCGCUGCUUCUUUUUCCUUUCACAUCAAAGCUUUAAUUAAUCGAUUUCCUCCACCCAGCUAACAUUUUUUAUAUAGAUAGAAUUAUGCUGGAAAAUGGAGCGCAUUGAAAGCUUAAUGGCGGCCAUUUAUCUUGAAGUUCACUACUCUAUGCUGGCUAUUUGAGCACCCUUUUUAACUUUUCUACUCUCCAUACUUGCAGAUAUCAUCUAUGCUAUGCGACAAUUGCAGAUCAUCGAUCGGGUUUCUUAGCAGUGGAAGGCGAGGAUUCAGAGGCUUCUGCAGUAAGAUCUGAGGUUCAGUUGUAGCGGUUUGUGAAUUCCAGGGAAGGUUGGGCUUCUGUGCUUCUUGCCGAUUCCUCCAUCAAUUUCAAAUUUGUGGUCUUACCGGACAAGUAAAUAAAUCUCUGUAACGGGACUAGUUGCUACACAACAAUUGUUGAUCAGAGGAAGAGAAAGUUAUUAUGCAGGCAGAUCAGUCCAUCAAUAUGUGGUCAGGAGGAGUUAAAGGGCAUUCCUUUGGAACUCAUUUUGACUCUAACACUGCACUUUCUGCUGCUGCUAGUUUUUCUGCUGCUUCUGGGGAUUUGAACUGUUGAUCUCGGCGUUUACCUCAGAGGGCACCGGCUCCAGCUCUAAUAAAGGCUGCCGUUCCAUGGUCUGUCAAUAGGGGGGCAUUAUCGGAGAAGGAUAAAGUUCUCAAAACUGUUAGAGGGAUACUCAAUAAGCUGACUCCAGUAAUGUAUGAUGUUCUUAAGGAGCAACUUAUAAAUGUAGAGAUUACCACAGCAGAUAUUCUGCAGGGAGUGACAUCACUUAUAUAUGAGAAGGCAGUGUUGGAACCAACAUUCUACCACAUGUAUGCCAUAUUGUAUCAGGAUCUGAGUACUGCAUUACCCCAAUUCCCUUCUGAUGAUCCAGAUGGAAAACCUAUAUCUUUCAGGCGGAUUUUUAUUACUAAUUGCCAAGAAACAUUUGAAGGUGCAGAUAAUUUGUGGGCUGAGACCAAACAGAUAACAGUCCCAGAGCAGGAAGCUGAACACCAAGAGAAGGAGAGGAUGGUUAAGCUUCGCACUUUGGGAAACUUAAGGCUUAUUGGAGAGCUUUUCAAGCAAAAUCUGCUACCUGAAAAACUUGUUCAUCACUGUGUUCAGGAAUUAUUAGAUGAGGGUUUUAAAUCUCCUCUAGCUGAGGAGAAUGUGGAGGCUCUUUGCCUGUUGUUCAAUACAGUUGGAAAACAGCUUGAGAAAAACCCUCAGUCAUGUAUCAUCAAUGAUAAUCAUUUUGCUCGGAUGAAGAAGCUGAGUAAUAAUCCUCACUUGGCAUCUAGAACGAGGUUUAUGGUUCUUGAUGUUUUAGAUUUGCGUGCUAACAAAUGGAUUCCAAAAUGUGAAGAGAUUGUUAAUCCUCACUUGGUGUCUAGAAUGAGGUCUACAGUUGGUGAUGUUUUAGAUUUACGUGCUAAUAAGUGGAUUCCUCAAUGUGAAGAGAUUAAAGCAAAAACCUUAAAUGAAAUUCAUUCCAAAGCUGAACAAAGGCUAGGUUUAAGGCCUGGAACAUCUGACAUUCGUAAUGGGUGUGGUGCACCUGGCAUUCAUUUAAAUGCAGGGAGCAAUCUUAGUGUUAGACGGCCAGGGAGAACAAUGCCUGGAAUGUCUGCUAUGCCUGGAACUCGCAAGAUGCCAGGUAUGUCUGUAAUAGAUCCUGAUGGAUGGGAAUUGUUUCCUCGCAGUCAAAUCGGCAGUAAAACUGAAGCUUUGGUGUCAUCCCCUGUUAGAAAUACUGGUCAAGGAGGUACACAAGUACCAGAUUUAAAGCCUUCAGUAGGUAAUGCUAAAUUGUUGCCACAAGACACCUGAGGGUUUCUUACUGGUAAAUCAAGUGCAUUCUUGCAGAAUUUGGCUGCUAGGCCAUCUUUGGUGCCCAAUGUAGGAACGCACAAGCCUCUUGUUCAAGGUCCAUUUGGAGGACCUAGAUCUUACAAUCCUCCAGGAGUUUCUAAAGUUGAACUGGAAAAAGAUAGAUUUUCAGCACCCCUUCCUGCUACUGAAAGGCCUGUGCCAACAGGAAAACCACCAAAUGAUUUACCUAAGAAUACAAUAUCAUUGUUGGAGUAGUAUUUUAGUGUUUGUGAUACUAUAGAAGCAAAGCUUUGUGUUGAGUUAAAGUGGUCUACUUAUUCCUGGAUUUGUCGACCAAGCACUUUUAUUGGCAAUGGAAAAGGGUCGAAUCAAUUAUAAUUAUUGUACAGUAUCUGUAUUCUCAAAAAGCACUUUCAGAUAUAAAGGACGGAAUAAUCCAUGUUGCUGAGAAUUGUGAUGAUAUCAUAUAACCAUUGACAUACCAUUAACACCAAGGUAUCUUGGGGAUAUAGUUGGAAAAUCCACCUUUGCAGGAGCAACAGAUCUGAAGUUGCUAAAGGAAGCCAUGUCAAAGGUGGAAAAAGUGCAGAUUAGGAUAACAAUUUUGGAAUCAGCCCAGUGAACUAGAGGACCAAUUUCAGCUCCGGAAAGAGUAUUGGAUGCUCAGUGGCCAUCUUGGAGAGCGAGAAUCUUAUUGCAUAUAAGAAACCCUCCUUGUUAACCUUCUGGUUUUGAAGGGUUUCAUAUGGAAAUGUGUUAUAACUUGACCUAUCUUAUUCCUUGUACAUUCAGGUAUAGUUUAGUUGAAUUUUAACUUUUAUCUAUUAAAAAUCUAAGAAAAGGAAUAUCAAAUGUUGUUAAUUAGAGUGCAGAAUACUCUUAAGGUGCUCUGAGAAACUCUUAAUGAACAUACACGAUUGUGGUACAGCUGGAUGAAUAUUUAAGGCACGUUUUAGUGUUUUCUGGUUU
Messenger RNA from Cryptomeria japonica (Japanese cedar), 2844 nucleotides. Its product is annotated as eukaryotic translation initiation factor. Bases 754 to 1872 code for a protein of 372 amino acids. The record is from RefSeq and is a predicted model, not a curated record. Gene Ontology annotation, molecular function: translation initiation factor activity; protein binding; mRNA binding. The transcript has 8 exons. Lineage: Eukaryota; Viridiplantae; Streptophyta; Pinopsida; Cupressales; Cupressaceae. Gene Ontology annotation, cellular component: eukaryotic translation initiation factor 4F complex.